AUGCUCUUCCAAACCAUCCUCACCAGCACCCUCUCCCUCUUCCUCAUCGGCUUCACCACCGCCGCCCCCGCCGCCGCCCCGGCUGCCCCAGCUGCCAUCAUCGCCUCCCGCGAUGCCUCCGCCUCCGCGGACAUAACCCCCUCCACCCCCCUCCUCAUCAACACCCGCGCCUUCUCCUCCCGCAUAACCUGGUACAACACCGGCCUCGGCGCCUGCGGCACUUACUCCAACGACGGGCAGCUGGUCGUGGCCCUCAACGCGCCACAGUUCGACCCGUCCAUGCCCAACCGCAACCCCAACCGCAACUCGCUGUGCGGCCGCAACAUCAGGGUAAACGCCAAUGGCCGCAGCGUCACGGUCAAGCUGGUUGAUCGGUGCGCUGGGUGUCCGUACGGUGGACUUGAUCUUAGCCCCGCGGCUUUUGGCGCGCUGGCGAGUACUAGUGUUGGGGUGUUGCAGGGGAGUUGGGAUUGGGCUUGA
Messenger RNA from Sordaria macrospora k-hell, 480 nucleotides. RefSeq lists its product as uncharacterized. The record is from RefSeq and is a predicted model, not a curated record. NCBI's taxonomy places the organism in Eukaryota, Fungi, Ascomycota, Sordariomycetes, Sordariales, Sordariaceae.